Xenopus tropicalis (tropical clawed frog) is the source of this 4495-nucleotide messenger RNA. It is a transcript of the gene slc6a12, whose product is annotated as solute carrier family 6 (neurotransmitter transporter), member 12. Gene Ontology annotation, cellular component: plasma membrane; basolateral plasma membrane; membrane. Gene Ontology annotation, molecular function: gamma-aminobutyric acid:sodium:chloride symporter activity. The record is from RefSeq and is a predicted model, not a curated record. NCBI's taxonomy places the organism in Eukaryota, Metazoa, Chordata, Amphibia, Anura, Pipidae. Bases 152 to 1990 code for a protein of 612 amino acids. Gene Ontology annotation, biological process: neurotransmitter transport; gamma-aminobutyric acid transport. The transcript has 15 exons.
CCUUUCCCUCCCUCUCCCCUGUUUAAGAGUCAGGCAGGGCGGCACAACUGAAGGCAAAUCCCCACAUACUGAUAGAUGUGACACUUGGAAGUGAGGAUCCACUCGAGUCACUGACUGGCAUCCUCCAGAGCACCGUCCCUCUGUAAGGUCCAUGGGUUGGAAAGACUGUGAGAAACCCCGGAAUGGAGCGGGAGGCUCAGACACUCUCUGUGCCCUGGGGGAGGGAAGGCACCGGGAGCCGGAGAUCGAGGACAGGGGGCAGUGGAGCAACAAGGUGGAGUUUGUCCUCUCCGUUGCCGGGGAGAUUAUCGGAUUGGGCAAUGUCUGGAGAUUCCCUUAUCUCUGCUACAAAAAUGGCGGCGGGGCAUUCUUCAUCCCCUACCUCAUCUUCCUCUUCACCUGUGGGAUCCCGGUUUUCUUUCUGGAGACGGCGCUGGGUCAGUACACCAGCCAGGGAGGAAUCACUGCAUGGAGGAAAAUCUGCCCCCUCUUUGAAGGUAUUGGCUACGCAUCCCAAGUGAUAGAAGGCUACCUGAAUAUCUAUUAUAUCGUUAUACUCGCCUGGGCCUUAUUCUACCUCUUCAGUUCCUUCACUGCUGAGCUGCCCUGGGCAACAUGCAACAAUACAUGGAACACAGAACAUUGCAUUGACUUCGUUGGGAAAUCUGAGAACUUUACGUCCCUGGAGAACUCAACAUCAUCCGUUGUGGAAUUCUGGGAAAGGCGGGUCCUGCAUCUGUCAGAGGGUAUCGAACACCUGGGCAACGUUCGGUGGGAUCUGGCUCUGUGUCUACUUCUGGCCUGGAUUAUUUGUUACUUCUGUAUUUGGAAAGGGGUGAAAUCCACAGGAAAGGUUGUAUAUUUCACAGCAACGUUCCCCUAUGUAAUGCUGAUCAUCCUAUUGGUCCGUGGGGUCACCCUACCAGGAGCGUAUGAAGGCAUUAUUUUUUAUCUGAAACCAGACAUGACUCGGCUUCAGGAUCCCCAGGUUUGGAUGGAUGCCGGAACACAGAUCUUCUUCUCCUAUGCCAUAUGCCAGGGGUGCCUGACUGCACUGGGGAGUUACAAUAAGUAUAACAACAACUGUUACAGGGACUGCAUUGCCCUUUGCUUCCUGAACAGCAUAACCAGCUUUGUGGCUGGCUUUGCCAUCUUCUCCGUUUUGGGGUUUAUGGCUCAGGAGCAAGGGGUCCCCAUUUCGGAGGUGGCUGAGUCAGGACCGGGCCUGGCUUUCAUUGCAUAUCCCAAAGCAGUCACCAUGAUGCCCGUGUCGCCACUUUGGUCCUGUCUCUUCUUCCUUAUGCUCAUCUUCCUGGGGUUGGACAGUCAGUUUGUCUGUGUGGAGAGCCUGGUCACCGCCAUUGUAGACAUGUUCCCUCACGUGUUCAGGAAGAAAUACCGCAGAGAGUUCUUCAUUCUUGCAGUUGCCGUGAUCUGCUAUCUUUUGGGCCUCAUCCUCUUGACUGAGGGUGGAAUGUAUGUCUUCCAACUCUUUGACUAUUAUGCUGCCAGCGGUACCUGUCUGCUCUUCGUUGCAAUAUUUGAAGUUAUCUGCGUGGGUUAUGUGUACGGUGCAAACCGAUUUUAUGAUAACAUAGAAGACAUGAUUGGUUACCGGCCAUGGCCUCUGGUGAAAUACUGUUGGCUGUUUGCCACCCCGGCAGUUUGCCUGGGGACCUUCUUGUUUUCUCUAAUCAAAUAUAGCCCCCUGAAGUACAAUAAUCGCUAUGUUUACCCAUCCUGGGGAUACGCUAUCGGAUGGCUUAUGGCACUUUCUUCCAUGAUCUGCAUACCUAUCUAUGCCUUUUAUAUCAUCUUGAGGACCAAAGGUUCCUUUACACAGAGGCUGAAACAGUUGGUGACCCCUCACACUGACCUUCCACAACCCAAGAAGUAUCUCAAAGACCGUGCCGAUCCAAAACAAAUAGAGGUUUUAGGCCUGGAAGCCAAGGACGGACUUAUUGUGUCUAAGAAGGAAACACAGUUUUAAAGAUCCACCAACCUCUGUUGUGGCCAGGAGGUAUUCACUGCCUGGAAGCCUAGUCCUGCUGCACAGUAUCUCAGGCAGCUCACAGUGUGGGUUUAGUAGGUACUAAGGAGAGGAAAGUCUCUGCAGUUCCUCUGUUCCUGUGGAACUUCACGUUGGAAAGCCCUUGCUGCUUAUAUUCUAUAGACAACAUAGUGUAGAGACAUUUUUUCUUUAUUUAUCUUAUAACCUAGAUCCAGUGUUGGACUGGGACCCCAGGGGCCCACCAGAAAACCUUAGACCCUAGGCUCACUCUCCAAACUAUUUUUCCUCACCCAACCUCUUUAUUCGCCCAGUCUCUUUUAUUUCCAUGCUAGCAUCUAUUCUUCCAUCUAUCUAUUCUCUUUGUCCCCAUUCAGAAAUAGGGAAUGCCCAUGGAGUAGGCCAAAUGGGCAGGAGCAGGAGAGCCCACUGACACCUGGGCCCACAGGGAGUUUUCCUGGUAUCCUGGUGGGCCAGAUCCAAACAUAUCCAAAGCCUUUUCAAGGAUUUAAGAAGUAUCUUGCAGAGCAACCACCCUGUAGUUGGAUGCCUUGGGAUUUCUAUUGGUGUCAAACAACCACUCAGGAUUGAGAGUCUCUCUAAAAUACUUUCGGACACCCAACUCCAAAUCUAGCGCAGUUAACUGGCCAAACUGGCCAAUAAAAUCCAACCGUGAGUGGGCCGAUCGGUCAUUUAGUCGAACGGCCAGGUUAGAUCAUUUCGUCAGCUAUCUACAAUCGAAGUCACUUUCAUAUGAUUGGUGAUUCAUGUUCAGAACAUCCUCUGAUUUGUAUUUUAAUGUACGCAUUUAAACACAUGACCGAUAUCCAAAUGUUUGUCGGAAGAAGACUAAAAUCUGUACGAGCGUGGCCACCAUUACCCUAGAAGAAAACAUUACCUUCUUCUUCUUGCAAGCGGUUUCUUCUGGAUGAACCACGUUUAGCCUCUUCCUAAAAAUGGACUCUUACAGUAGAAGUUGCUUUCAUUUUCCUGAAUAUUUAGUCUAAAAGUCCAUUGUGAUGGCAGAUGAGUCUGUUUUGAAGGCUCCCAUGAACUUAAGGUCCCCCCAUACACGGGCCGAUUGUUGCUGCCGAUAUGGGUCCCUUAGACCGACUCAGCAGCUUAUCGGCCCGUGUAGGGGCACUACCGACGGGCCUGUCCGACCGAUAUCUGGCCUGAAAUCGGACAGAUAUCGAUCGGGCAGGUUAAAAAAUCUAGUCGGAUCGGGGGGGCCGCAUUGGCUCGUUGAUGCGGUCCCCAAACCGACUUUAACUAUACCCGUUGUCAUAAUUCAAUCGUUUGGCCCCAGGGCCAAACGAUCAAAUUAUCCUGGGUCUCCCGAUAUCUCCCACUCAUAGGUGGGGAUAUCGGGCCGUGUGUGGGGACCUCUAUAUCUAUUCAGUAGUAGCAACCCCACAAAAAACACAUAUGGUCUUACGGUCUACUUGUUACAUGCCACAACUGUUGACCCAUAUGUGCCAAAUGCUAUAAAAAAAUCAAUAAAUUCCAACCACCCCUAAUAGAAUCCCUCAUUUAAGCUGGUUACUUCAGGUCCUGCCCACUUGCCCAACCCUUACUUCCAUUUAGCCACAAAUUACGACUGAAUGAGUAAGUUUGCACCAGUCCAUAGCAUCCAGUCAGAUGGUGGCUUUCAAAUAAGGGGGAAAGAUUGUGCCAUGGGUUAAUAGACCUGGCACAUUACCCACCGUAUAGAAGAAGCCCCUAAAAAAGCCAACCCAUCCUUUUAGUUGAAUAUGUUACAAAGCCCUUUGGGCUCUCUACUCUUGAUGAGCAAAAUUAUUUGAAGACUCACUGGGGGUCAUUUAUCAACACUGGGCAACACAUUGCCUGUGGGCAGUAACCUAUGGCAACCAAUCAAAUUGUUGCAUUCAUUGUUCUACCUGUAGUUGUCUGAAAAAAAGCCAAUCAAUUAUUGGUUGCUAUGGGUUGCUGCCCAUGGGCAAAUUUGCCCACUGUUGAUAAAUGAGCCCCACUAAGAACCUUAGUCUAUGUUCUUUUGGUUAAGAGGGAAAAAAGCCAAAAGAACAUAGACUAUAGACUGUCUGGCUAUAGCUUCCUUAUUGAACUGCCCAGGAGCCUAUAAGAUGGCUGCUUUCCCAUUGAGCUUCUGGCAUUUUAUUGGCUAACCUGUAUGAAUGCUUAAUUAGGAAUCUCAGCACACCAAACUGAAGAUAAAGAUAAGUUAGCAAUUCCUUUCCAUUGCGCAUAGAGCAUUUUUGUUUAUAUAAAAAUGGAGUACUUAGUUCUCUUUUUGAGUUUUGUAAACUGAUGCUUUUAUUUAUCUAGUCUAUCCUAUAUUGCUGGGGGCACUGUGACCUAUAUUGCUGGGGUCAAUGUGCAAUGAAAUUCUUCAUGUGACUUAAGAACAAUACACAUUACUUUUAAAGUGGGUGACUAUGAAGAUUUUUAUUCAUCCAGGUCAUGGUAUAUCUAGUACAGGUAUGGGACCCCUUAUCCAGAAACCUG